ACAGUGAGUUCAUUUCAUUUUGUAACGAUUGAGUCGAUCUCCAAAGUCUUCUUGCGCGCCCUUUAACAAUGCAUGGCAUAUAAUUCUUAAUGAACAUAUAAUUAACUAGCUCAAGCUGCUUGAGCCAAAAUAAUGGCGGAUGACGACGACAACGUUUCGUCAACUCUUCCCCAUGUCGGCGGUUUCCGGCUGCGCUGGGACGUGUUCUUAAGCUUCAGAGGCGAGGACACCCGGGAAACGAUCACCAAGAAUCUCUACGAGGCGCUCCAACGACACGGCGUACGGGUUUUCCUAGACAACGACGGUUUGGACCGCGGGGACGACAUCGGCCCGACUCUACUGGAAGCUAUCGAGGACUCGGCGGCGGCCAUCAUCGUCCUGUCGCCGAGAUAUGCCGACUCAAGGUGGUGUCUCAAAGAGCUUGCUAAGAUUUGCGAGGGCAGAAGGAGACUGAUUCUGCCUCUGUUUUACAAAGUGGAUCCCUCCGAAGUUCGGCGGCAAACCGGACCGUUUGAGGAGCACUUCAGACGACAUGAGCAGGUGUUUGAUAGCGCCAUGGUCUCUGGAUGGAGGACUGCCAUGACCAGAGUAGGCGAGAAAGCUGGUUUUGUCUUCAACAGCUCAAGGUAUGUGUAUUUGAUUGAAAAAUUAGUAAGACGGGUUUUGACAGAAAUGAACAAAACUCCUAUGGGUCUCAUACCGUACCCAGUGGGACUUCAUUCCCGAGUCGAAGAGGUGAUGAAGCAAUUAGAUAUCGGAUCCAAAACCGUUCAAGUUAUCGGAGUGCAUGGCAUGGGUGGCAUUGGCAAAACAACCCUUGCCAAGGCUCUUUUCAAUCGACUUGUUGGUUAUUUUGAGCGUCACAGUUUCAUCUCAAAUGUCAGAGAAAGCUCAGCAAAGGGUCUAAUAACUCUGCAAACCACACUUAUUAGUGAUCUUUCCAAAGGGAAGAUGCAGGCCGAAAUUAAUCAGACUAGUGAUGGUAUUGCUGCCAUCAAAGUUGUUGUGAAUGAGAAGCGAGUUCUCGUUGUUCUGGAUGAUGUUGAUAACAUAGACCAACUAAGUGCUUUAGUUGGCAAUGGACGAUGGUUUUAUGAAGGAAGCCGAAUAAUUGUUACAACAAGAGAUAGAGAACUCCUACCUAAUCAUGGUGUCAAUCAUAAGUUGUAUGAGGUCAGGGAGUUGGACGCGUCUGAUGCUCUAGAACUUUUCAGUCACCACGCACUGGGAGUUAGAGAGAACCCAGCAUCUACCUUUCUGAAACUAUCUAAGCAGAUUGUGGCUCUUACUGGUGGGCUACCGUUAGCUAUUGAAGUAUUCGGCUGUAGCCUCUAUGAUAAGAGGAGAGUAGAGGUAUGGACAGACGCUCUGGAAAAACUGAAACGGAUUCGUCCAGGGAAUCUUCAGGAUGUGCUGAUGAUAAGCUACAAUGGGCUAGAUGACCAAGAGAAGUGCAUCUUUCUAGACAUUGCAUGUUUAUUUGUUAAAAUGAAGACCAAAAGAGAAGACGCAGUUGUCAUAUUCAAGGGCUGUGGUUUUAAUGGUGAAAUAGGACUUACUGUCCUCACAGCAAGAUCACUCAUCAAGAUCGCUGAAGACACUACAUUGUGGAUGCACGAUCAACUCAGAGACAUGGGAAGAGAAAUCGUUACAAAAGAAAACGAUUCACAUCCUGGCAUGCGUAGUAGACUAUGGGAUCGCGAUGAAAUCAUGAAUGUUUUCGAGCAUGAUAAGGGGACACCAUCCAUACAAGGGAUUGUCUUAGACUUUGAAAUGAAAAGGAUGGUGAGUGACCUAGGUGGUGACACAAUUUCUUGGUACAACUUUCGGAGAAGCCCCAAUUGUACCUCUGCAUUGACAUACCUAAAGGAAAGAUACAAAGCGCAUCUUAAAAGCCAAGCAGAGAAAAAGGAAGAGGUCAAGAUUUCCUCUAAAGCUUUAGGAGCAAUGGUCAACCUUAGGCUGCUCCAAAUGAAUAACGUGCAUUUGGAAGGGAACUUUAAGUUCCUUCCUGCCGGAGUCAAGUGGUUACAAUGGAAAGGUUGUCCUUUGAGAUCUCUCCCUUCUGAUUUUUUACCUCGGCAACUCGCUGUCCUUGAUCUUUCAGACAGCAAUAUCACAAGUUUGUGGGGAGGACGCAGUAUCAUGCAAUGUUUCACUUGUCUGACCUGCAGUGGAGACGAAAACAAGGUGGCAGAGAAAUUGAUGUUCUUAAAUCUAAGAUACUGCAUUUACCUAACUGAUAUUCCUGAUUUAUCUGGGAAUCGGGCACUACGGCAGCUUAAUCUUGAGCACUGUAUUUCAUUGACUAGGCUUCAUGGCUCGAUUGGGAACUUGAACACAUUAGUCCACUUGAACCUGCGAGAGUGUUCAAAGCUUGUUGAACUUCCAAGUGAUGUUUCUGGCCUGAAAAAGCUCGAAUACCUAAUCCUCUCUGGUUGCACCCAGUUCCAAAGACUGCCAAACAACAUGGAAAGCUUGGUGUCACUGAAAGAACUUCUCCUUGAUGAAACUGCUAUACAAAGUCUUCCCCAAUCUAUCUUCCGGCUUACAAAACUCGAAAAGCUCAGCUUGAACCGGUGCAGUGUAUUAAAAGAGCUACCUGAGGAGAUUGGAAGGCUGUAUUCUUUGAAAGAAAUAUCCUUUAAUGGAUCUGGUUUGGAAAAACUACCUGAUUCCAUUGGCUCUUUGGCAAACCUUGAGAAAUUAAGAUUGUUCUGGUGUAAAUCACUAAAAACUCUUCCCAAUUCCAUUGGGAACCUCAAUUUCUUAAUGGAAUUUAGUACUUAUGGUACUCCACUCACUGAACUGCCUGCGAACAUUGGUUCAUUGUCAAGCUUAAAGGACUUAUCAGUUGGGCAGGGUCGAUUUCUGAGCUCAUUGCCUGAUUCAGUUGGAAGAUUGAGUUCUUUAGUUGUGCUAAAGAUAGAACAGACAUCUAUCACAGACCUCCCGCAGGAUAUUGGUGCCUUGAAAACACUUGAGAAACUUGAGCUGAGGAACUGUGAAUCUCUUAGAUCAUUACCAGAGUCAAUUGGAGAGAUGAGGGCACUAACUUCUAUAAUCAUAACUGCAGCAAAUAUCACUGAAUUGCCAGAAUCCAUAGGGUUGCUGGAAAAUCUUACCAUGUUAAUGUUGAACAGAUGUAAGCAGUUCCGCACGCUUCCAGCAUCAAUAGGACAGUUAAAAUCGUUGCACCAAUUGCAGAUGAAGGAAACUGCAGUGACCGAACUACCUGAUAGCUUUGGGAUGCUUUCUAGUUUGAUGGUUUUGAGCAUGGGGAAGAAGCCUCAAGCUGGGGGACCUGCAGAAGAGAAUUUUAUACUUCCAGCUUCCUUCUCAAAUCUGUCCUUGCUGUACGAACUGGAUGCCCGAGCUUGUCACAUAUCUGGUGACAUUUCUGACGAUUUCGAGAACCUGUCAUCACUUGAAACUUUGAAUCUCAGUCGUAAUAGUUUCUGCCACCUUCCAGCCAGCCUGAGUGGCAUGUCCGUGCUCCAAGAACUUCUAUUGCCUCAUUGUAGAAAGCUAAAGUCUCUGCCUCCGCUUCCCUCAAGUUUGAAAAAGGUGGAUAUUGCAAACUGUAUUGCAUUAGAAAGUAUCUGUGAUGUUUCAAACCUGGAGAACUUGAGUGAACUGAACCUUACAAAUUGUAAGAAAGUUGAGGAUAUACCCGGGCUGGAAUGCUUGAAUUCCUUGGUAAGGUUGUAUAUGAGUGGCUGCAAGGCUUGCUCAUCAGCUGUUAAGAGAAGACUUGCGAAAAAGAGCUACCUGAGGAAAAUACGCAAUCUUAGCAUGCCUGGAAGCAAGAUACCAGACUGGUUUUCUCAAGAAAUGGUUACAUUCUCAAAACGAGGAAACCGCCCUCUCAAAAGUGUAAUUCUAUGUGUUGUGGUUUCUCUCAACCAUCAAAUACCUGAUGACCCAAGAGAAGAACUCCCUGCUGUGGUAGAUAUUCAAGCGCAGAUCCUCAUACUGGAUUCUCCUACUUACACUACAGCAUUGAUCUUAUCGGGAGUACCCAAUACAAAUGAUGAUCAAUUUCACUUGUGCCGGUAUCCAAUUGAUCAUCCUUUGGUGUCCCAGUUGAAAGAUGGUUAUAAGAUACAUGUAAAGAGGAGAGAGCCGCCAUAUGUGAAAGGGGUGGAGCUGAAGAAGUGGGGGCUAUAUUUGAUUUACGAAGGCGAUGAUGAUUAUGAAGGAGAUGAAGAAUCAUUAAAUGAAAGCCAGCAAUCCCUUUCAGAACAACUGGCAAAUUUCUUCAGCACUUUCGAAUAA
Messenger RNA from Fragaria vesca subsp. vesca, 4278 nucleotides. RefSeq names its product TMV resistance protein N-like (gene NBS11). The record is from RefSeq and is a predicted model, not a curated record. Gene Ontology annotation, biological process: signal transduction; defense response. Gene Ontology annotation, molecular function: ADP binding; protein binding. NCBI's taxonomy places the organism in Eukaryota, Viridiplantae, Streptophyta, Magnoliopsida, Rosales, Rosaceae. The transcript is spliced from 5 exons. The coding region runs from base 133 to 4278 and encodes 1381 amino acids.